CAGCAAUUACAGUCUUACUUGCAGACUAGUCUGCAGUCCCCAAUCCCCAGCUCGAUCAUCAUUUCUUAGCAAUCAUCAAUGGCGGAAACAUUCUUGGCCGACAUCACUGAAAACGUGUUAUCAAAGAUCGUUUCUCUUGCUCAAGAUGAGAUCAGUUUAGCCUGGAACUUAAAGCCAGAGCUGAAGAAACUGCACAACACUUUAUCCACCAUUAAAGCUGUGCUGCGCGAUGCUGAUGAACAGCAGGCAAAGAAUCAUGAGGUCAAAGAUUGGCUACAAAAGCUCAGAGAUGUUGUUUAUGAUGCUGAUGACUUGCUAGACGACUUUGGGACACUGAUUUUACUGCGAAACUUGCGUUCUUGCAGCGGUAUCUUCACAAAGGUACGCAAAUUCUUUACACGCCCAGAUGGCCUUAUAUAUCGAUUCAAGAUUACCCAUAAGAUUAGAGAGAUUAGAGGGAGGUUAAAUCAGAUUUCUGAGGAUAGGAGAAACUUUCACUUUAAGGAAAAUUAUAAUGUUAACCCGUUAGAGAAUGGAAACUUCAGAGAACAAACUCACUCUUUUGUGAGGCCCUCUGAUAUUAUUGGUAGAGACAAUGAUAAGGAAUCCAUUGUGGGAAUGCUUAUCAAGUCUUGUUGUGGUGAAGACGACACAGAAACUGUUUCGUUUCUUCCCAUUGUUGGACUUGGAGGUCUUGGUAAAACCACACUGGUUAAAUUGGUGUACAACGAUGAUCGAGUAGUUAAGAAUUUUGAUAUGAGGUUGUGGGUUAGUGUUUCUGAGGAUUUUAGUCUAAGCAAGGUGAUUGAGAAGAUUCUAAGGUCAGCAACCGGGAAGAGUUUUGGGCACUUAGAUAUGGACCAAUUGCAAGAGCAAUUAAAUCGCGUUUUGUGCUCUGGAAGGUAUUUACUUGUUCUUGAUGAUGUGUGGAAUGAAGAUCAACACAAAUGGAAGGAUUUACGGGAGUUAUUGAUGAGAGGCUGUGAAGGAAGUAGAGUGAUUGUUACUACCCGAAGCAUAAAGGUAGCCAGAAUAACUGGCACAACCACUGCAUACAAUUUGAGUGGUCUUUCUGAUCAUGAUUGCUUCGAUUUAUUCUUGAAGUGUGCAUUUAGAGAUCAGGAAUAUAGGCCUCGUAACUUGGUAGAAAUAGGGCAAGAAAUUGUGCAGAAAUGUUGGGGAGUUCCUUUAGCUGUGAAGACCUUGGGGAGUAUGUUGUAUUGUAAGACAGAUGAACAAGAGUGGGUCCAUAUCAGGGAUAACGAGAUAUGGAGAAUUGAACAGAAAGAAACUGACAUUUUACCAAUACUGAAGUUAAGUUAUGAUCAGAUGCCAUACCAUUUAAGGCAGUGCUUUGCAUAUUGCAGUAUGUUCCCAAAAGGCGAAGAAAUUCCCAGGGAAGUUUUCAUCAACCUCUGGGUUGCGCAGGGAUUUAUACAGUCACCAGACGGGGACCGGGAGCUGGAAAAUCUUGGUAAUCAGUACUUCAACGAGUUACUCUCAAGAUUCUGCUUUCAAGAUGUAGUAGAAGCCUUUGAUGGAGAAAUUUUGGCUUGUAAAAUUCAUAAUCUUGUACAUGAUCUUGCACAGUCUGUGGCUGGUGCAGAAUGCUUAAACGUGAAGUCUGGUGAUCCAGAGAUUCCCGAAAGUGUACACCACCUCUUUUUCCAUGCAGACAAUCUAUCUCGAGAAGAAUUUCCCCAACCCUUGCUUAAUCUCAAGAACCUGAGGUAUUUCGCUUACUCAUUUCGAGUCGGGCCUGUCAGCAAGACCUUUGUCAAGAAGACCUUGUUGAACUUCAGGCGUUUGCGUGUCCUAAUGCUGCAAAACCUGGAGCUCGAGGAAUUGCCAAGCUCGAUAGGCUUCUUGAAACAGUUGAGGUAUCUUAACCUUAGCAACAACUGCAACAUCAAGUCUCUUCCCGAGUGUAUUUGCAAGCUAGUGAAUUUGCAGACGCUGAACCUCAUAAACUGUGAGCAACUUAAAGAGCUUCCUAGGAACUUCGGGCAACAACUGAUGAGCUUGAAAACUCUCUACUUAACUUCCCAAGAGAUAUCUCUGCAGAAAAACAGCAGCAUUUCCCUCGGUUUUCUGCAGUUCCUGCUGCUUUACAAAUGCUCUUGCAGGAAAUUCCCAACAGAAUUAUGGCAGCACAUGAAGAAACUGAGAGUCUUGCGAAUCUAUGAAUGCUCGUCGCUGACUUUUCUUCCAGCCAGUAUCAGGCAUUUGGCUAAACUAGAAAAACUGUGGAUUUGGAACUGUGAAGAAUUGGAUUUAUCUGUUGGGGAGGGGAUGGAAGGACUUGAAAGCCUACAGUCACUGCUUCUAAUGGGACUGCCUAAACUGGUGUCACUGCCUUCUGGACUUAAAGACAUAGAUGCAAUGAAGCUCAAAUACCUGAGAGUCGCGGGUUGUCCCAAAUUGACUGCAUUGCCGGAUUGGCUGCAAAAUUGUACCUUGCUGCAGAGGUUGUAUAUAGAGGAUUGCCAAGAACUGUCAUAUCUACCAGAACAGAUAUGCAGCAGCAGUAAUGCCAAGGUUCGUAUUAUCGAUUGUCCCCUUCUAAAUGGAUGAUGUGCAGUGGAGAUAUAGGUACAAGGUUGUCUUGGUCCAGUUGAAAGAUUUUCUUGUAUCAACCUAGGGAGGAUUGUUUGUCUCUAAAACUUCCCCAUGUUUGGAUUCUUGUACCAAAA
Ipomoea triloba (trilobed morning glory) is the source of this 2693-nucleotide messenger RNA. RefSeq names its product putative disease resistance protein RGA3. The coding region runs from base 79 to 2574 and encodes 831 amino acids. Gene Ontology annotation, molecular function: protein binding; ADP binding. The transcript has 2 exons. Lineage: Eukaryota; Viridiplantae; Streptophyta; Magnoliopsida; Solanales; Convolvulaceae. The record is from RefSeq and is a predicted model, not a curated record. Gene Ontology annotation, biological process: defense response to other organism.